AAGAUAUUGAUCGACUCGUCAAAAAAAAAAAAAAAAGUUCCAUCGUAUUCCUCCGUAUCCCGCGUGACGUCCCCCCUCGUCUCCGCAUUGGCCAGUUGGCAUACUUCAUCACCUCACCCAACCUACCUGCUUUACAUUAUCUUUCCCGUCCAUCAAUCCGUUCUCAACCCUGCCGUCCCACCCCCCAUCACCCCAUUUUCUACUGAAAAAAAGCUGGGGCUAGUGUGCCUCUUGACAACGAAACUAUUAAAACCCAUCUCUCACGACUUCUACGCA
Messenger RNA from Pyricularia grisea, 276 nucleotides. RefSeq lists its product as uncharacterized. The transcript is spliced from 2 exons. The record is from RefSeq and is a predicted model, not a curated record. Lineage: Eukaryota; Fungi; Ascomycota; Sordariomycetes; Magnaporthales; Pyriculariaceae. The annotation marks the transcript as partial.